AGAAGAAGAAGAAGAAGAAGAAGGAGCAAACAUUUCGCUGCGCCUGCAGAUAUGUGUACUCGACCAAAUAAACCUUGAUUUGAUCGAUAGUCCCCAACUUGACAAAAACGAUCCGCUCGAACGCGCCCUUAGUUGAAGUGGUCACGUUACUUUUUUUUUUGUUGAUACACGAGUUCAACAGAGAAGUAAAACGCUGCAGUCACUGUCUCUGACAUGGCCUCGCCUGCACCUGGAGCGGGAUUCCAGAACAAGAACCGUGUUGCCAUUUUGGCUGAAUUGGACAAGGAGAAGAGACGUUUGAUACAGAACUCCUCCAUGAAUAACCCUGGAGCCAGCAUCCCUCUCUCCAGACCAGCCCUGAAUAAAGACUUCAGAGACCACGCGGAGCAGCAGCACAUCGCUGCCCAGCAGAAAGCAGCUCUGCAGCAUGCCCAUGCUCACUCUUCUGGAUUCUUCAUCACUCAAGACUCGUCCUUCGGGAACCUGAUCCUCCCGGUGCUGCCCCGUCUAGACCCACCUCCACCAGCAGAAUAACAGAACCUUAAGAAGAAAACACCCAACGGCUAAAAGCAGCAGGUGGUUUACAGAUCACCUGUUGACGAAUGGCAGCGGGGCCACAGAUCACGUGUUGACGAAUGGCAGCGGGGCCACAGAUCACCUGUUGGGUGUUGACGAAUGGCAGCGCACCACAGAUCGGCCCUCAUUUUUCCCAACCAUUUUGUUGAAUUGCCACUGUUCGUCGACACACGGCACAUCGUUUAGUGCACAUGGCCGACGUUCGUUUCUGGUGUUUUCUCCACGAACAGACAUAGUGACAACACUUUGUUACAAGGACUUUCUGAACAAGGUCUUGGAUUGUUUGUUGAAGCUAAGGGUCAUGUUAUUUCUGUCUAUUUUUGGUGCACCGUACAUCAUGUGGUUUUGAAAGACAAAUGUCAUUUUUCUAACAUUUUUUAUAAAUGGAAAAAGGCCUAAUCAAAUAAAGAUCAAGUCAACAACAACAUUUGGACCUUUUACUUGGGAAUUUGCAUACUCAUUAUAUUAAACCCAGACGUUAUAUUGUUACAACAUAGAAGGAACCAGGGUUGGGUUUACUGUUUACGUAAUUUGAUGACAAAACAAAUCAAUUACGUUAUUGUAAUUGGAUUACAGAUACUUUUGAAUAAUAAUAAUAAUAUAUUACUUCUUGGAUUAUUUUUAAAUUCCAAAAGGAUGUUUGUGAAAAAAAUACAUCGACACCUUUCUAUUUCCUCAACAUUCAAUUCAGGAAAAAAACGCACGUUUUAUAGUUUGUUCCACCUGAGCGAGUCUCCACACAUCAAAUGUGUUUGAUGGAUCCUUUUUAUAUAAUACGAAAGUAACGAGGUAAUCAAAUUACUGCGUUUGGGUAAUCCCAAAAUCACAUUAGUUAUUACAAUUUUGGUAGGUAACUAACAGAUAUUUAGAGAGUAAUCUACCCAACCCUGGAAGGAACUAUGAA
Messenger RNA from Oncorhynchus tshawytscha (Chinook salmon), 1480 nucleotides. RefSeq names its product SOSS complex subunit C. The coding region runs from base 214 to 534 and encodes 106 amino acids. Gene Ontology annotation, cellular component: SOSS complex; nucleus; nucleoplasm. The record is from RefSeq and is a predicted model, not a curated record. NCBI's taxonomy places the organism in Eukaryota, Metazoa, Chordata, Actinopteri, Salmoniformes, Salmonidae. The transcript is spliced from 5 exons. Gene Ontology annotation, biological process: DNA repair.